AUGGGGUCUCGUCUCCUCUUUUUUUAGGCAGGAGGGAGCAAGGCUAGAUUCCUCACCCCAACACUGUCGCAGAUCCCACCAUCUUACCUGGCAGAUUCGGUAUCAGCGCGUGCCAGUCCGCCCGGCGCCCGGAGGUAAAGCAACCAACCAAACAAACCAUCACAAACCCCGCACUUUCGAUCGUGUACGUUUGACCCCGCACCCCCUCUCCCCCGCCCGCCUCUCGGCUUCGGCCUUCGGCGCGCUUCGCCUACAAGUAGUAGCCGCGCGCGCAGCACACCACACCACCACACCACACACGGUCACACGUCUCACUCGCCGCGACCUCCCCUCCAACUCCAACCUCGCCCUUCUCCUCUCCCCCGCGCGCGCGCAAGCGAGCGAGCGAAGCGCCGCAAUGACCUGGAACAAGGCCCCGGCUGCGGACGCCGAAGCCGGCGGCGGCGGCGACACCGGCCACGCGCGCCUCCGGGAGCUCGGCUACAAGCAGGAGCUCAAGCGCGACCUCUCAGUGCUGUCCAACUUCGCCUUCUCGUUCUCCAUCAUCUCGGUGCUGACGGGGAUCACGACGCUGUACAACACGGGGCUCAGCUUCGGCGGGCCGGCCACCAUGACGUUCGGCUGGUUCGUCGCCGGCGCCUUCACCAUGACCGUCGGCCUCUCCAUGGCCGAGAUCUGCUCCUCCUUCCCCACCUCCGGUGGCCUCUACUACUGGAGCGCCCGCCUCUCCGGCAAGCGUUGGGCGCCCUUCGCCUCCUGGAUCACCGGAUGGUUUAACAUUGUCGGACAGUGGGCGGUGACGACCAGCGUGGACUUCUCACUGGCCCAGCUGAUUCAGGUGAUCAUCCUGCUCAGCACUGGGGGCAACAACGGAGGAGGGUACAUGGCGUCCAAGUACGUCGUGAUCGCCUUCCACGCCGCCAUCCUGCUGAGCCACGCCGCCAUCAACAGCCUCCCCAUCACCUGGCUUUCCUUCUUUGGGCAGUUCGCGGCUGCCUGGAACAUGCUAGGUGUCUUUGUCCUCAUGAUUGCUGUGCCGACGGUUGCUACCGAGAGGGCCAGUGCCAAGUUUGUGUUCACCCAUUUCAACACUGAAAACAACGCUGGGAUUCACAGUAACUUUUACAUCUUCGUGCUGGGGCUCCUGAUGAGCCAGUACACGCUGACAGGAUAUGACGCGUCUGCGCAUAUGACCGAGGAGACGAAGAAUGCUGACAGGAAUGGCCCGAUCGGCAUCAUCAGCGCGAUUGGGAUAUCGAUAAUAGUAGGAUGGGGAUACAUUCUUGGCAUCACCUUUGCAGUGAAGGACAUACCUUACCUGCUGAACCCCGAGAACGAUGCUGGAGGGUAUGCCAUUGCUGAGGUGUUCUACCUCGCCUUCAAGAGCCGGUACGGGAGCGGCAUCGGCGGGAUCAUCUGCCUAGGGAUCGUCGCCGUCGCGAUAUACUUCUGUGGCAUGAGCUCGGUAACAAGCAACUCAAGGAUGGCGUACGCGUUCUCGAGAGACGGCGCGAUGCCAUUGUCGUCCGUCUGGCACAAGGUCAACAAGCACGAGGUGCCGAUCAACGCCGUCUGGCUCUCGGCCCUCAUCUCCCUCUGCAUGGCAUUGCCGUCGCUGGGGAGCUUGGUGGCGUUCCAGGCGAUGGUGUCGAUCGCGACGAUCGGGCUGUACGUGGCGUACGCGCUGCCGAUCCUGUUCAGGGUGACGCUGGCGCGGAAGCACUUCGUGCCGGGGCCCUUCAACCUGGGGCGGUGCGGCGUCGCCGUCGGCUGGGCGGCGGUGCUGUGGGUGGCCACCAUCACCGUGCUCUUCUCGCUGCCGGUGUCGUACCCGGUCACCAAGGACACCCUCAACUACACCCCCGUCGCCGUCGGCGGCCUCUUCCUCCUCGUCCUCUCCUCCUGGCUCCUCAGCGCCAGGCACUGGUUCAAAGGCCCCAUCACCAACCUCGAUGGCUAGCUAAGCCAAGAUUGAGGUUUUGGUUUUGGUUUUCGCCGGUGGAUAUGGAAAUGCAGUGGGAGAUGGAAGAAUCGUCGUCGAUGAUCGGAGGCGUUUCAGGUGGGAGGAGAAGUAUAACUGAAGAACAGGUAAGAAGAUGAUCUGGAAGGGAAACGGGAGCAUAUCAUGUCAUGGUGGUGGUGUUGUGAUUAGUUGUUGAUUUGUUCAGCGAAAUUAUAUUACGUGGAAGGGGAUUAUACAUUUUAUACACUGGUUGUAGAUUGACAAUAUGUACUAAGAAAUUGACGAUUCAAUUGAAGGCUAAAAGCAGCUGAAACAGUUGUGGAA
Messenger RNA from Oryza sativa Japonica Group (Japanese rice), 2287 nucleotides. NCBI's taxonomy places the organism in Eukaryota, Viridiplantae, Streptophyta, Magnoliopsida, Poales, Poaceae. The record is from RefSeq and is a predicted model, not a curated record.